AGUACUGCAAGUGACAUAAUCUCAAGAAUGUUACGUGUCUCACAAUUUUUAUUACUUAUUUCCAGCAUGUACUUGAAGGUAUCAUCACGAAUACCCAGAACAUUUUCAACAACAUACGUCGGCCUUCAAGAUGACAACAAUUUUGGGCACAGUGGGUACGCAUAUUUAUCAUCAGAUACAGCAAAACCAGAGCUAGAAUUAUCAUCAUGUCAAUAUGUAGACGUUAAUAUAACUACAUGUCAAGUUCAGUUUGCGAAAUUCAGAAAACGAGGAGACGUUUUUGCGAUUCGUGCAUGGGGGGCUGCAACAAUACGUGACAAUAUUCUUGCAUUUGUAAGUUAUUUAUUACACCAAACAACACACAAAUUUUCAGAUGAUGCUGAGUCAAGUUUGAUUAUUAUAUAUGAGGAAAUACGAAAAAAUAAUUUACGUAUAAUGGAUUUUUUACCAUUAACGAAUAACAUACCGAGAUUGCACGGAGCAGGUCAAUUUGCUAAGCUAUUUUUAAACUUACAAUACAUAAUGCCGCUAUUUUGUAAAAGCGCAUUACAAGUAUUAGCGAACACAAUGCUUAAAUUAAAAGAAAGUGAAGAUAAAUAUAACCAAGAUGAUAUUUAUAUUCACUCUGAGAACAAUGUUAAAAUAAAAUUUCAUGAAAUAGAUAUAUAUGCAGAUAUUGGUUUACAUAUUUUGCCAUUACUGCGUAUUACAUAUGCCGGUAAAGAUUUUCAUGUUGAUAAACACGUCAACAAAUCAUUAGGACAUGAGUUUGCAAUAAUGUUUGUGAUGAUCCAACGAGGAAAACUUCCAUUAACUCAACCAAUAUUAGCAGCGUUAUUAAUAAAUAUGAGAUUUGAUGAUUUGUCGCCGAGAGAAAGUGAAGAUUUGAAAUUUCUUAUAGAUAUAUUGCGCAACAAUAAAGUUAACAAGUGGUCACCAAAUUUUAUUGGAUCAUCACAUCUUGAUAAUCCGUAUGAUUUGGUUGAGAGCACGUUCAAAUCUAUUGCAAAUCAUCCUGAUGUAAACGCUUUAUUAAGUGAUAUUGCAAAUGAUUUACAAAAUAGAGUCCAUUCAACUCCUCAUACUCAUGAAACAAAAUUGAUGGAACCAUUUUUCAAUACCGAAGAAUUGAAUAUUACUUUGUUGUUCGAAGUAACAAAAUCAAGUCUACCAACUAAUACUAAUGUCAAAAGAUUACAAGAAUUAGUUGAAAACGGGACCAUUAAUAUGUUUUAUGCAUUGAAAGGUUUCGUUCGUUAUAAUUACAAUACACCAAAAAAUUUAAUAAUUGCAUUUUUUCAACGGCUAAAAAUGCGCGCCCCAAGUCAUCCGAAUACUAUGUUUCUGUUAAAUCAAAUCGUUGAUGAAUUAUCAGAUCCUGAAAUUCAAGUGCGCGUACACAGUCAUCAUUAUAGAAAAAAUAGUAGUCGUCGGGAUUAUUCAAGUAGAAGAGAUUUACAUAAGUUAAUACAUUCGAAGAAUAAAUAUGUCAAAUUUCGUCCGCCAUUAAUUCAAAUGUUUCGUCAAAAAUUUAAGAAAAUUGAAACAAAUGUCACAGUACGUUUGGACGAUUCACCAUCAAAUUCAACGGUAAAUUGUGAAGAGGUAUCAAAACCACCAUUGGAAUCUUGGUUGAAAAAUCUUGAUUAUCCUAUACGUAAUGUAAAUCUUACUGAUUUGAUAGCCGAUGCAAGUAUAUUUUUGGCUAAAUUCAUUAAUGAUAAUACCGAAAUAAGCAAUUUCAUGAUUGAUUUGCUGAUUAAACGUAAAAUAGAAAGAGAACAUUUUUUGAAAAGUGAGGUUAUAUUGUCAAACAUAACUUAUGAGGGCACGGCACGAGAUUUGUUGAAGUAUUUGUUUAAAAAAGUCAUUAAUAUUAAUAAAGUGCGUGCGAGAAGUUUAAUUUACUAUGACAUGAUAAAAAUAUACUGUAGAUUGAUAAACGAACAUGAAAACGUUAUUUUUGAUACAUCAUCGCUGAAAUUAGAUGAAUUGGCACGAAAUAAUUCAAUUGAACUAUUUAGGAGUACUGUAAGCCCUUCAUUGCAAAGAGUUAUUGACAGUUACAAUGCCUCGAAUCAUUCAGCUAUUUAUUGGAAUAAUUACACGACAAAUCGUCAACUAAUAAGUGAUUUAUGUCGUGUCUAUUUACUUCAACCUCCUGUUAAAGAAGAUGAUACAUUAUUUAAUGAACUAUUAAUUAUCUUGCAUACUAUUUAUCAUGUACCGAUAAAGUUCACAGAAUUACUUAAUAUUUAUGAUUUCAAAACGUUGUAUGAAAUUAAGGAUCUGAGAAUGAUACAAGAGUUGUUAAUGAAACCUGAUGUAAUGCAGUUACUUGGCGACGAUUUCGAUUUGGGUAGAUAUCCUUACAAGGGUGUUAUGUUAAAGGAAAUUUUAAAUCGUCUGAUUGCUUACAAUGAUAUUAGGAAAAAUGUGACACUUUUAAAAGUUGUGGAAUUACAAAUUAGCGACAUAACCUGUGAUGGGCAUUGGGCGGAACCGGUUACGGAAAUUUUGUCAGAUGUUUUGACGGAUCAAGUUGAUAUUAAUAAAAUUUUUGACUUAGGAUUGGACUCGAGAAAACUUACUCCUGAGGUACAGAAUGCUUUUAUUGACAUGUGGAAUUGGUAUGGGGGAAUGUUUAAUCCGAUAACUUAUAUGAAAGAAAUGAAUAUUAGUGAUUAUGCCACGCGGUCACAAUUUAUUGAAGGAUUUUUGACCAGCCUCGGCAAAAAUGUUGAAUCCGAUUUUUUGAGAGUUGUUAGGGACAUUAAACUUAUGAGAUCGGCCAUUUUGAAAACUGGAAAUGGCUUGGAACCUGUUGAUUAUUUAUAGUUAUGUAUUUUAUUUAUUAAAUUUUUAUGGGUUCAAAAAAAUGAAAGAAAUGGGAAAAUAUGAAUAUUUUCUGAUUGCAUGAAAAAAAAAAAAACGUUGUAAGUUUUUGAAUAUUACUUAUCAACUAUUGCCAUCUUAAUUUUAUUGUAUUAUUUUAUAUUUGUUGAGCACUUUCGUAGAUUUUUUAUUUAGA
Microplitis mediator is the source of this 3031-nucleotide messenger RNA. RefSeq lists its product as uncharacterized. The transcript is spliced from 2 exons. Lineage: Eukaryota; Metazoa; Arthropoda; Insecta; Hymenoptera; Braconidae. Bases 28 to 2838 code for a protein of 936 amino acids. The record is from RefSeq and is a predicted model, not a curated record.